AUGGUCGAUUUUUUAAUAAGAAUCUUAGCUUAUCUUCUUUUUUCAUCCGUUUUUCUCAAUUCUCUAGUUGUGAGGAUUUCUGUGGAUUGCGAAUUUGAAGUUACUAGCUUUGCGCACAAUAGAGAGCAAGGGUAAUAAUCACUGACGACAAAUAUUUGAUGUUUUUAAAUUGCGAGAUGUCUCAUUUCAUAAAUUUGUUUCUAUCGAAUUCUGAGUAAUCAAAUUUUUUUCAGACCAUGUCGUCACGCAAAGGUCGUUUUCCUCAAUCAGAAGAUUACAUGGUUAAUUUUGAAGGUACAUAGCGAGAAAACAAUCGAAUACGCUACCAUCCAUAUUAAUAAAGAGUCGGUUGGUCAGAAGGAAGCAAAGGAAAUAAAAUUUCGAAGGGUUUCGUUCACACACAGUAAGUUUAUGAUUAUUUUAUAUGUUGAUAUUUAGGUUUGCAAUGAUUAGGCUUUGAAAUAUGAAACUAAAAGAUCUUCUUUUAGUUCUACAAGACAGAUGCCACUUCGAAGCUGAAAGAUUCGCCGCAUUUGUGGACAGCGACAUCUUGUACAUGCUGGCUUUAUGUGGAGAUGAUCACUACUUUGUACGGACUUAUAUCUACUCUACUUUUCGCCUCUACACUCCCUAUAAUGGAAUGGUCUUUUUUAAUAAAACUCGAGAGUACAACGUCUUUGGAUUGGGUGUUUAUAAUCAAUAUCGUCGCGAUUCUUUUAUCAUUGAAGCCAAGGAGGAUUCGAAGAGUAUUUUAGUCAGGAAUUUACAUUUCUUACACAUGAAAGAGACGAUGGAAUUGAAGACGGAUGUAUCGGAUAUCUAUAUGAUCGAGAGUACGGGUGUUUUUUGUUACUUGGCAGUCAAGAGUGGUGAUCGGAAGAUGGUGAACUUCUACCAAUUGAAAGGAGACCGGAAAUUGGACUCAUAUAAGGACAAACAAUGAUUUGAUGCUUGUUUUCAGUUACUCUGACUACUAUAAGGUGAUUUGUUUUAGAUGAAUGUUCCCCAUUGACCUUUGAACAACCAGAAUAUUCUCACUUUGCUUGUAUUUCCCAUCUGUCAUCACCUUCGGGCCUUGAGGAAGAUUAUUUUUGGAUGGGGAGUCGAUUAAUCAAUGAUGCCUCACUCCAGGUUGGAAAUGUAAGUCUAGGCAUGUCCAUUACUGUAGUUUCUUUGUUUUAAGACCCUACCCGAUGUCUACAGUGAUCUGGAAGAGUGCGUAGAAAAUUCUGACAAGUAAGUCAUCAUGUGCAAUAUAAAUUCUUAUAAUUUUUGGCCAAAAGGUAUUCGAGGCUUUUCUUUAUUUUAAUAUUCAUACAUUUUGCUUCUAGAAAGGCUACGGCAAUUUCCAUCCUCAUCCCUCUGAUUAUGGCGAUAUUAUCUAUUACAUUUGUCACCGUUAUAGCAUUUACAGUCGGAGUUUGGCUGAGAGAACGAAGAGUUCUUACUCAAUGUGAGUCUUGAUUUCCUUGGCUGUGGAUGUUUUCGACAUAAUAUUAUUGUAUAAUUUCAGAUCAAGAAACUUAUUUGGCUACGACUAAAACUAUCCAAUCCGUGUCAAAUGGAGAAGUAAAACACUCUGAGAAAAAUGUAAAAAAAUAAAUUGAAAUUAGUUGACUUGAAUCUUGUCGAAUGUAACUCCUCAGAAUAUAAUAUUCUCAUUUUUUUUUCAAAAAUUUACAUAUUCCAGUGUGAAAUUUGCAAAUUACCCUUGAAGUCUGAAAAUUUUAAUUUUGUGUUUCUCAGAACCCUCGAAGUCGGUGA
Messenger RNA from Bursaphelenchus xylophilus (pine wood nematode), 1764 nucleotides. NCBI's taxonomy places the organism in Eukaryota, Metazoa, Nematoda, Chromadorea, Rhabditida, Aphelenchoididae. The record is from the annotation of a GenBank genome assembly.